GCCUCACGAGAUCUGAUCCGUCUCUAUUUUUUUCCUCCUGUUUUAAUUGUCCUCUGUUGUAGUACUGUUCUUGCAGCGCUCACUCUUUCAUAUGCCAACAAACCUUCCCUGGAGGCGGACUUUCAAAAGCGUUUUCAGCUUCUCAUUCUGAAAACGCUUUCUCUCGUAGACUCCGUCGCCUCCGAUUCGGAUCUCCGACAUGCAAACGGCGGCGUUCACUCUCUCCUCUCCCUCACUCCCUAUCCUCAAGCCACGGCGACUCACGCCGUCGCCGAACCCUAGGUUCGAUCCUAUACGCGUUUCCGCUUCAAAGCGAAACGAUCUUUCUAUCUCUGGAAAUGUUGUUUCGUCUCCUUCGUGGCCUAAGCGAUCCUGGUCGGGUUGCUCCUCUGCUUCGCCACUCAGGCCGUGGACUUCGAUUCCUUUGCCUGCUUCUGAAUCGAAACCAGAGCGUUUUGAGGUGAGAGCCACAGCUGCUGAGAGCGCCAAUGAAGGUGAGAAUUCGAAUAGCUUGUUGAAGACUUUGGAGCUUGGAUCGCUGUUUGCGUUGUGGUACUUGUUUAAUAUCUACUUCAACAUUUACAACAAACAGGUUCUAAAGGUCUUUCCACACCCGGUAACUGUAACUGUUGUUCAGUUUACUGUUGGAACUGUGCUUGUGAUUCUAAUGUGGACUUUCAACAUCUAUAAAAGGCCGAAAAUUAGUGGUGCACAGCUUGCUGCAAUUGUGCCACUUGCAGCGGUUCAUACAUUGGGAAACCUUUUCACUAACAUGAGUCUUGGAAAAGUGGCUGUUUCAUUUACUCACACAAUUAAAGCCAUGGAGCCUUUCUUUUCGGUCCUCCUUUCUGCCAUGUUUCUUGGAGAGAUGCCUACAAUCUGGGUCAUUGCUUCCCUUCUACCAAUUGUUGGUGGAGUGGCACUAGCAUCUGUCACUGAGGCCUCUUUCAAUUGGGCUGGUUUUUGGAGUGCAAUGGCUUCCAAUUUAACAUUCCAAUCUCGCAAUGUCCUUAGCAAAAAGGUCAUGGUUAAAAAAGAGGAAUCUUUGGACAACAUUAAUCUCUUCUCAAUAAUAACAGUCCUGUCCUUCAUCUUUUUAGCCCCUGUGGCUCUCUUUAAGGACGGCGUCAAGUUUACUCCUGCAUACCUGCAGUCUGCUAGCCUGAAUGUUAAACAGCUGUACACAAGGUCUCUUCUUGCAGCUCUCUGCUUCCAUGCCUAUCAGCAGGUUUCUUAUAUGAUAUUACAAAGGGUGUCCCCUGUCACCCACUCUGUGGGCAAUUGCGUGAAGCGUGUGGUUGUCAUCAUCAGCUCUGUUCUCUUCUUCCGAACUCCUGUGUCACCAAUUAACUCCCUUGGCACUGGAAUUGCUCUCGCUGGAGUUUUCCUGUAUUCAAGGGUGAAGCGCAUUAAGCCAAAGACAGCUUAGAAAAGUUUUGCUUUGCCCAUGAUGGGGGAUGGUUAGAUAAGCUCCAUAUCUCGGAUUAGGCCAGGAACUGAAUUUGUUCUUUUGGGUUUUACUUGUGAAUUUUGUUCCACUUCUUUGGAUGAUUUUAUUCUUUUUGUGGACCUGUCCAUAAUUCAUAGGUAGCCAAUAUGCUGCUGAAGUGCUGGAAACCAUUUUCUCUCUGCUGUUGUUUCGAUCAUGUUCCUAGUUUGUUUACUGUUCGGAAAGGAUCAAUGUCACAGGCUUCCUACCAUAAUCCUUGGGAUAAAAUUUUCUUAACCGU
Rubroshorea leprosula is the source of this 1730-nucleotide messenger RNA. The record is from the annotation of a GenBank genome assembly. NCBI's taxonomy places the organism in Eukaryota, Viridiplantae, Streptophyta, Magnoliopsida, Malvales, Dipterocarpaceae.